AUGACGGCGCUGCACAGCGUGCGUUUGGAGCGAUGGCGCCGGGUUUGGUGGUGCAGCCGCACGGCAAGUGCGCUGGUGGGACGUGGUGGGAUUUCCGUUCUUUCUCUUCCCACCGCCCUUGACGCUGCCCAUGACGCCCUGCAGUCGGAGUUGCAAUCACGGCGUGUUCACGGAGUUUUGGGUGCUGUGACGGAGGCGGUGCUGGGCGUGCGGAGUGUGGUCUUCAUCGACCCGCUGCAGCUUGAGCCGCGGCUGAGCAGGUUCCGCAGGCACGUGAUCCACCCGUCGCCGACGCUGGAGCAGCAGUUCUUCGUGCUUGCGGAGUACCUCGGAACCACGAGUGUCCGUUCGGUGCAGACGGUGAUCCGCGGCGAGGAGCAGCUGCGGUGGCGGAGGUGCUGCGACGGUCGCUGGUGA
Molecule: messenger RNA, 417 nt
Organism: Trypanosoma rangeli
Lineage: Eukaryota; Euglenozoa; Kinetoplastea; Trypanosomatida; Trypanosomatidae
Product: receptor-type adenylate cyclase
Exons: 1
Coding region: 1-417 (138 amino acids)
Source: RefSeq, a predicted model, not a curated record